AUGACCAACUACGGAAUUACACCCACGGAAACCCCCCGGUUAUGUGUUGUGAUGGUUGGACUGCCUGCACGAGGCAAAUCGCUCAUCACGCAAAAAAUUGUACGGUAUCUGUCAUGGCUAUCAAUCAAGGCCCGGUCAUUUAACGUGGGGUCAUAUAGGCGUUUGCAGGAAGCUCAUCCAUCUGCGGACUUUUUCGAUGUGCACAAUGCACAGGGUGAGCGGAUGCGACGGCAAGCUGCUGAACUUGCUGUGAAGGAUAUGCUUGAAUGGUUUGAGACGAGUGAUGGAGUUGUAGCUAUUCUUGAUGCUACAAAUUCUACCAAGGCCCGGCGGUCGUGGAUCAAGGAACUAUUACAGGGGCAUGGAGUGGAACCAUUUUUUGUGGAGAGCUGGUGCAAUGAUAAAGAGUUGAUUUGGAAUAAUAUUAUGGAUGUGAAGACGACCUCGCCAGAUUACGUGGGGCAGGACCCUGAGGAGGCGGCCAAGGAUUUCAUGGCUCGGAUCCGGAAGUAUGAGGAGGUGUAUGAGACUUUAGAUGAGACAGAGGCGGAGUCAUCAUAUGUGAAGAUUAUUAAUGUGUCAUCUCAAGUUGUUAUUAACAAGAUUCGGUCAUAUUUACAGUCUCGGAUUGUAUAUUAUGUGAUGAAUUUGCACAUUAAGCGGCGGUGCAUUUGGUUGAGUCGACAUGGCGAGAGUGAGUACAAUUUGACUGGUAAGCUUGGAGGGGAUGCGAAUUUAAGCCCCCGUGGAGAAAUGUAUGCAAGGAAAUUACCUGAGCUUGUGAAGGAGGCUGUGGGGGAUAGGCCACUGACUGUUUGGACUUCGACAUUGAGGCGGACGCAACAAACGGCACGGUUUCUUCCUUAUCCGAAGCUUGCAUGGAAGGCACUUGAUGAGCUUGAUGCUGGUGUAUGUGAUGGAAUGACUUAUGAGGAGAUUGAGCAAAAGUAUCCGGAGGAUUUUGCUGCUCGUGACAAGGACAAGUAUGAGUACCGAUACCGUGGUGGGGAAUCGUAUCGGGACGUUGUGACACGGCUGGAGCCGAUUAUUAUGGAGCUUGAGAGGCAAGAGAAUAUUAUGAUUGUGACACAUCAGGCGGUAUUGCGAUGCAUCUAUGCAUACUUUAUGAAUGUGCCGCAGGACCGGUCACCAUGGAUGGUUGUUCCAUUACAUACGUUAAUUCAGUUGGAGCCUCGGCCGUACUCUACAAAUGAGACUCGGGUGCCUGCUAAUAUUCCUGCGGUUAGCACAUACCGGGAAAAGGGCACUAGUAGCAAGCAUAGUACUGAGGUUGUUGAGUGA
Molecule: messenger RNA, 1302 nt
Organism: Magnusiomyces paraingens
Lineage: Eukaryota; Fungi; Ascomycota; Dipodascomycetes; Dipodascales; Dipodascaceae
Exons: 1
Coding region: 1-1302 (433 amino acids)
Biological process (GO): fructose 2,6-bisphosphate metabolic process; fructose metabolic process
Cellular component (GO): cytosol
Molecular function (GO): ATP binding; fructose-2,6-bisphosphate 2-phosphatase activity; 6-phosphofructo-2-kinase activity
Source: RefSeq, a predicted model, not a curated record